Molecule: messenger RNA, 2841 nt
Organism: Phragmites australis (common reed)
Lineage: Eukaryota; Viridiplantae; Streptophyta; Magnoliopsida; Poales; Poaceae
Product: NADPH-dependent diflavin oxidoreductase 1
Exons: 15
Coding region: 596-2503 (635 amino acids)
Cellular component (GO): cytosol
Molecular function (GO): FMN binding; flavin adenine dinucleotide binding; NADPH-hemoprotein reductase activity
Source: RefSeq, a predicted model, not a curated record
AGCACGGAAAGAUUAAAAAUUACUAAGAUAUUUAAAAGCCAAAUCCCUAUAGAUCGCCACUAAACAUGAAUUCUCGAAGUCCAAAGCGAAAUCCUGCAACCCACCAUAACAAUAACAACAAGUUCAGCCCCCUCGGAAUCCAGGAUCCAAUCUCCGACCUCAAUUCUCGAAGUCCAAAGUGAAAUCCUGCAACCCACCCUAACAAUUACAACAAGUUCAGCCCCCUCGGAAUCCAGGAUCCAGUCUCCGACCUCAGCUCGAUAGCCAUCAUGGACUAGGUAAGGAACUGUUCCAGUUCCCGUCGAUUUCCUCUUAGAUAAAUAAUAUACCAGCUGUCCAUCUGGGCAAGGGUUAAGUCGGCAACCAUAAAAGAAUCACAGGAGUGACACAAGGAAGAGAUUAUAAGUCAAAGGAUUGAGUCAUAAUCAUAAAGCAAACGCACCAGCGGCAGAACAAAAAAGGAAAAGUUAAAGAGUCAGGCAGGACUGGACGGGCGCACGGCUGUUGCGGCGGCAGGAGCUCGGGUGGCCUCUUCGCUGCGCUUGUUGGCCGUGCUGCUAGGUCUUGCAGGCCGUGGACUCUGAGUUCUGACUACAUGGCGCCCUCGGCCGCUGAGGCAGCGGCGGCGGAGUCGGUGAGCGGCUGCCUUCUCGUGCUAUACGCCUCGCAGACUGGGAACGCCAUGGAUGUUGCCGAGCGUAUCGGUCGCGAGGCAGAGCGUGGUGGCUGCCCUGCCGUCGACGUCAUCUCCAUGGACAGCUUUGAUCCCAGUUGCUUGCCGAGCGAGAGGUUCGUGGUCUUCGUCGUGUCCACUACGGGGCAGGGUGACCCCCCGGAUUCCAUGAAGGGGUUUUGGAGAUACCUGCUUCGGAAGGAUCUGGGCGAGCAAUGGCUUGAGGGGGUCCGUCAUGCAGUCUUUGGGCUCGGGGAUUCAGGUUACCAGAAGUACAAUUUUGCUGCAAAGAAGCUUGAUACAAGGCUUUUAGGUCUUGGUGCAGAACCAAUUGUAGAGAAAGGUUUGGGAGAUGACCAACACCCUUCAGGAUAUGAAGGGGCUUUAGAUCCUUGGUUGCUAUCUCUGUGGAAAUCUCUGAAUGAAACAAAUCCGUUACUCUUACCUAGAGUAUCUGAUAUCACAGAUCCUAAUUUGAGUAUUUUGGGGGAUCCAAAAGUCCAAGUCAUCUAUUACUCUUCGAAUGAGGUUCCGCAAGAUUCCAAAAUGCCAGACCCCAAGAAAUUAAUCAAGAGUGCAAGGUCAAUGUCCCCUGCGCUACAGUUCCAUGAUAAUGGAGAGCCACCUUACAUGCUUCAACUGGUAACAAAUCAGCGUUUGACUAAGGAGGGUUCUGACAGAGAUGUUCGCCACUUCGAAUUGGAAGAUCCAUGUUCUGGCAUCAGUUAUAAAAUUGGUGAUGCUCUAGAAAUUCUACCAAGUCAAAAUCCAUCGGCUGUUGAUGCUUUCAUUGAACGCUGUAACUUGGAUCCAGAUUGUUACAUAACGAUUAGAGCGAAAGGUGGGGAUAAAGUUUCCAAGGGUUCUGUUGUGAAUAGCCUGAUGGACCACAUCAAAUUAAAGACCUUUGUUGCUUUGACAAUGGAUGUUGCAUCAGCUUCCCCUAGGCGGUAUUUCUUUGAGGUCAUGAGCUUUUUUGCAACAGCUGAACAUGAAAAGGAAAAGCUUCAGUAUUUUGCUUCUCCUGAAGGAAGAGAUGACCUUUACCAGUACAAUCAGAAGGAGAGUAGGACUGUUCUAGAAUUGUUGGAGGAUUUUCCCUCGGUGCAAAUGCCUUUUGAAUGGUUGGUGCAACUAACACCUCCAUUGAAGAAAAGAGCCUUUUCCAUCUCAUCAUCCCCAUUAGCACAUCCAAAUCAAAUACACUUAACUGUUAGCAUUGUAUCAUGGCUUACUCCUUUCAAGAGAACACGACAUGGACUCUGCUCUACUUGGUUGUCUGGGCUCACUCCAAGUAAAGACAAUCUUAUCCCGUGUUGGAUACACCAAGGAUCCCUGCCUCCUCCACGUCCAUUGGUUCCUCUUGUGCUGAUUGGACCAGGAACUGGAUGUGCACCAUUCCGUGCAUUUGUGGAGGAAAGGGCUGCGCAGACCGCAGCAGAACCAACAGCUCCAGUUCUAUUCUUCUUUGGCUGUAGAAAUCAAGAUAAUGAUUUUCUAUACAAGGAUUUCUGGUUAACUCAUGCCCAGGACGAGGGCGUGUUGUCCUCAAAAAAAGGUGGUGGUUUAUUUGUUGCUUUUUCCAGGGACCAGCCUCAAAAGAUCUAUGUACAACACAAGAUAAAGGAACAGAGUGCAAGAGUCUGGAAUUUAUUAUGCUCCAGAGCCGCGGUGUACAUUGCCGGCUCUUCUACAAAAAUGCCUGCUGAUGUUACAGCCGCACUAGAAGAAGUUGUCUGUAAAGAAGGUGGUGUUAGAAAAGAGGAUGCCUCAAAAUGGCUCAGGACACUAGAAAGGGCUGGCAGAUUUAACAUUGAGACUUGGUCAUAGUUGUGGUGGUUUCUAAUCAACCGGGACAAGAAAGUACGUAGUAGUAUGGGAAUUCCACAAUUGUUCGCAGGGUAUGGAACUAAGUAGAAUUUCUGUGUAGAUCAAUGGUGUUGAAAAUGUAGAAACAUAUACAUGUGCACGUGCGUACAGACAAGCAACCAGUAAUUCUUGGAACAGAACAAUUUACAACGGAAGACACAUGAUCUUCCCUCAUUUAGUGCUCUGUCAGGAAGGUCAUUUCAUUUGAAAUUGGGUGAGAGCAGUAUGAUUACAUCAGCUUUUGUUGUAUUUGAUUGUUAUGUGCGUUCAACUUGUCCAGCAGUGUUUCUAUUCGUUUA